Chondrus crispus (carragheen) is the source of this 1446-nucleotide messenger RNA. RefSeq lists its product as hypothetical. Bases 1 to 1446 code for a protein of 481 amino acids. Gene Ontology annotation, molecular function: RNA helicase activity; ATP binding; nucleic acid binding. The record is from RefSeq and is a predicted model, not a curated record. The transcript has a single exon. Lineage: Eukaryota; Rhodophyta; Florideophyceae; Gigartinales; Gigartinaceae.
AUGGUCGCGUCGAAGGCCACAGGAGCUCCUGCCACAGCAUCGCCAGGCACCCCCUCGAAGCCUCCUUCUUCUCCAGAUCCCCCGAAAACUUUUGCUUCGCUUGGCCUGUGCCCCGAGCUGGUGAGCACGUGCGAAGCGAUGGGCUACAAAGCCCCCACGGACAUCCAAUCGGCCUCCAUUCCGCACGCGCUCGAAGGCCGCGACAUCAUCGGUCUGGCGCAAACGGGGUCGGGCAAGACGGCCGCCUUUGCGCUUCCCAUUCUGCACGCCCUGCUCUCCACGGAGGGCAAGCCGCCCGCCCCGUUCGCUCUCGUCGUGUCGCCCACGCGCGAGCUGGCCUUUCAGAUACACGAGCAGUUCGAGGCCCUCGGCGCCAAGAUUGGAGCACGGAGCAUCGCCAUCGCCGGCGGCGUCGACCAUAUGGCGCAGGCCGUCGCCCUCGCGAAGAGGCCGCAUGUCAUCGUGGCCACCCCUGGGAGGUUGGUGGAUCAUUUAGAGAACACCAAAGGCUUUUCUUUGCGUACCGUCAAGUUCUUAGUAUUGGAUGAGGCCGAUCGAAUUUUGACUAUGGACUUUGAGAAGGAGCUGGAGAAGAUUGUGACCGCUUUGCCGCAUGAUAGGAGCUCCUAUUUGUUUUCCGCGACCAUGACGUCCAAGGUCAAGAAGUUACAACGUGCUUCGCUGAAAGACCCGGUCAAGGUGGAAGUGUCGGAUAAGUACUCGACUGUUGAUACACUUGUGCAGAACUACGUCUUCAUCCCGGAGAAGUACAAGGACUGUUAUUUGGUCUUUCUUCUCAGUGAGUUUGCGGGAAACUCCGCGAUCAUUUUCGUGGAUACACAGCGACAUGCGCAGAGAAUCGCCGUCAUGCUUCGAUCACUCGGGUUUGGAGCCGUUUGCAUUCACGGCGGGAUGGCUCAACCCAAACGAUUGGCAGCUCUAACGAAGUUUAAAGCUGGGGAGAGGACUAUUUUAGUCGCAACUGAUGUUGCCAGUCGAGGUUUGGAUAUUCCCAGAGUUGACCUCGUCAUGAACUAUGAUAUCCCCAACAAUGGUAAGGACUACGUGCAUAGGGUUGGACGCACUGCUCGUGCAGGGCGCGCCGGUCGCGCUCUUAACCUAGUUUCCCAGUACGACCUUCACAACUAUAGAGAUGUCGAGGAGCUCAUCGGGAAGAAACUUGACGCAUAUCCUCUGGAAGAAUCAACGGUGCUGAUGAUGUUGGAGCGUGUUGGUGAGGCUCAGCGAAUUGCGGUCGCAGAGCUGCGAGAGUUGGACGAGAAACGGAGAGGUCGUAAGGGAGGAAAACGGCGGGGACAGGCUCUAGAUGACGAAAAUGCACUCUUGACGGAAGCUGUUGGGGCUGAUACGGCAUCUUAUUUGGAGGAGAGGACAAGACAUAGUGGAUCCCGCGGACAGAAACGGCGGAGAAAAGUGAGAUCAUGA